AAAGGAGAUACCCUUACGUGUUUCAUUGUGGCAAAACAAAACAAAAAAAAAAAGCCAUGGUCCCUCCUGGAUUUGUCGCUGCUGGUUGCAGGUUUCUCCGCGGCACCCUUCCUCGAGCUCGGCUGUUUUUUCUCCCCGCGCGCGGUGACAAGCGGGCUGGACGAUGCUAUUGCGGCGUUUUAAAGGGAGAAAAGCUCAUGCAAGAAUAACAACACGGAGCAGUGCAUCGCUGCUAGCUUUCUCGUUUCAGUGUUUCUUACUUUAAUCCGGAUGAGGUUGUUUGCUUUUGGUCUUUGUCGCACGCGCGGUGGUCUCACACAUCGCAGGUACUUUGGGAGAAUUGGCUGAAACGCACCUGCCGUGAGAUAACCGGAGGGAGCACAUGUACUCCUGGUUUCUCAUCCAGGCUGCAACAUAAGAGUAUUUCUAUCAGACAUCUCUCGCCGUGGAGCAUGCACAGCCAUCGAUCUACACUGGUUUCAUAUCAAGUACUCGUACAGACCAGUCUGAGUGUGAGGAUGACAGCUGAUCGCCCCUCCUCUCCCAGGACUUCAAUAAAAACGCGCUCUAUCUGAAUCCGUCCAUUGGUAGCGCAUUGGAGUGUCAGUUUUAGCCGUGUUUAACAAUAGAUGGAGCGCAGAGGGAUGUGACACUCACCUCUGCCUGAUCAGGUUACCCUCACACCUGUCACUGCAAAGAAUUUCCGGAAGAGUCCUUUAAUCUACACUCAUCUGGAGAGAUUUUUUCUAGAGGAAGUGUUUUGGAGAUGCUCCGUCCGAUCACGCCUCCACAUUGGAACUAUUUCACUCCUUCUUCUCCAGUACUUUGCGUAAAAGCCAUGCGCAGGGAUCAUCCUUGAGUAGCCGAUAAAAUAAUCAGCGCCUCGGUGUCAGCAAAGGCUUGAGCCGCGGGGGAUUUGUGUAGAUUAUCGCCGGACUGCUAUUUUGCUCCCUUGGUCACAGUCUUAAGUGAACUUAGAGGCUUUUGAUCUGCAGCCUUUUCCCUGCUGCCCCAACCCGCCUCCCAGCACGGACUGCCUGUUUACAAGCCACGCUAUUCAUAGAGGAAGAGGGGGGUAAACCGGGCUGCAUUCAUAAGCAAUGACCGCCACAGAGGUGUUUGGACCCACAUCUGAGGAUACGACGCGUUUGGCGCUGCUGUCAGCCCGCGGAUCCGGGGGAAUGAGACACGCACUAAGCUGCGUGUAGUUAACACUCCCUGUUUAACUGGCCGGUCACAUGCCGUGGUUGUGACCGGUUAGAAGUAGCCUGAGCUGCAGACAGACGGACAGGAAUCAAACACAACUAGCAGGAGCGAUUGAGCACUUUCCGGACCCGUUUUGACUCUCUACCGGGCGACUACCGGAGGAUGUUUGUGCCAGGAUGCUGCGCUUCCCCGUGAAGAAGAUCCGGAAGCAGUUCAAGCUCCUGCUGCUGCUGGUUCUGCUCACCUCCGCCGUCUGGUUUACCUACUUGCACAUCAACCAGGGCAAGACCAUCAAACUCCACUUCAACUAUGGGAAAGAUGGAGAGAGACAGACGGAGGGGACAGACGCCAGCCGCAAGAGGGAUGCUCGCUCCUCGGCCGGACAGCACAAGAGUGAGGACACCAGUGACAGCAGGGAGGACGAGGCUUCAGAUGAUGAGCCAAUCACAGGACGGUCUGAUGGCAGAGACCACGCCCACAUCCGGAAAUUUCUCAGCCAACGACACAAGAAAUUGCCGUGGAAACCAGAGUAUAAGGGCCAGGCAAACCUACAUGUGUUUGAGGACUGGUGUGGCUCCUCUGUAGCCCAACUCAGAAAGAACCUUCACUUCCCUCUAUACCCUCAUACCAGAACCACAGUGAAGAAGCUGGCAGUGGCUCCAAAAUGGAAGAACUAUGGCCUGCGAAUAUUUGGCUUCCUUCACCCUUACAGAGAUGGUGAUUUCCAGUUCUCUGUAUCAUCUGAUGAUAACUCUGAGUUCUGGCUGAGUCCUGAUGAGAGCCCUCUCAAUGCCAGACUGCUGGUCUAUGUAGGACAGCUUGGUACAGAGUGGACUGCUCCGGGCGAGUUCAGCAAGUUCAGGUCCCAGUCCUCCAAGUCUGUGCACCUGAUGGCGUCCAGACAGUACUACUUUGAGAUCCUCCACAAGCAAGACGACAAGGGCUCGGAUCAUGUAGAGGUUGGGUGGCGCCCGUUCCUGCCUGGUCUGAAAUAUGAAGUGAUAGACUCUGCCUACAUUUCCCUGUACACAGACGAGUCCAGUCUGAAGAUGAAUAGCGUCGACCACAUUCCCCAGACCUUGGCCAGUCACAUCCGUCUCCCGGAGGAGACUCAGUCUCAGGGUCCAGAGGGAGGCGGCAUCACGCAGCACGGAGCGGAUAUGCUGAAGCCGGACCCCAGGGACACCUUCUACAGCACUCCAAUGAUCGACCCCUCCCGACUGGAAAACGUUCUUCCGGCCUGCCUCUACUCCCCGACUUAUGUGGUCAAAGAUUUUCCAAUCGCCAGAUACCAGGGUCUGCAAUUUGUCUAUCUCUCUUUCGUUUACCCCAAUGACUUCACACGUCUCACCCACAUGGAGCGAGAGAACAAGUGCUUCUACAGAGAGUCCCCAAUCUACCUGGAGAAGUUUGGUUUCUACAAAUACAUGAAGAUGGAUGAAGAAGAAGAUGAUAGAUCGUUCUUCUUCCCCAAUCCAGAUGAUUUCCUCGAGGAAGAGGAGGUGGUAGACACCGAGGAUGAAGCAGAGAUCGUUGGCACACAGCCACCCAAGAAGCCCUCUAAUCCCAGCCAGACCAGCCACACCUCCAACCCCUCUAACCAGCACUCAAAGCCUGUGCCCACACCACCUGGCAGAGAAGGGGAAGAGGAAGAGGAGGAGGAGGACCCCGAUGAGGAGGAGGAGGGAGCAGUAAACAGUAUUAUACGGCGCAGAGAGAGGAUACACUUUCCUCACAGAGAUGAGAGGGAUCUUGAUAGAGACUGGGGGAGAGAUCAUACAAGAGAUAACUUGAGACAGGACAACAGGAGAGGACCAGAGGAAGAGACGGAGCAGAGGGAGCUUCAGCCUGACAUGGAUGAUGUGGUGAGAGGUCGCUCCCUGUCUUGGCUCCGCACUGGCCCUGCUGAGCUGGGCCCUGGGAAGAAAGCAGGAGUAGGAGAGAAAGGGGCUGAAACACCCCAGAAACUGACUAAAUCAUCCCUCCUUUUCCCCCAGAAGUCCUCCCUCUCUGCCCUUGCAAGCCGAGCCAAGCAGAUCCUUAGCAACUCUGCCCACCAAGUCAACAACAACAGACUCCAGGGUAACAAGAAGGAGAAGAAGGAGGAGAAUAAGAUCUACAUCACCAGGCCUCGACCUGCCAAGGAGCGGGAGAAGGAGAGAGAGAAGGAGAGGGAGCAGCGCAGAGAGAGGAGGGAGGAGAGAGCAUCACGCCAUCCCAGAGAAGUGUUCCCUGGGGUUUUUCUUUAUCAAACUGGGAAGACAACAAGGUUGGUUAACCUAGGUGCCAAAGGGCAUGCAGGGGGAGGUAAAAGUCUUGUUAGUGCCCCUCAGCUUUGGCCCAACCCCCCCACAAGAGAGGGUAAAACAUCCCUGCAUAAUGGAAGCACCAACAUGCAGAAUGAGAGUGUACAGAAGUCGAAACAUCCAGAGAGAAGCAGAAGGAAAGGGGAGAACAAGGAUUUAAAGACUACUGAGUCACCCAGAAACGGGGAUCCUCUCACCCAACUGUCCCAUCACCCCCUUCAAGUGACUCCACCAAGGAUAAACCUCACAGAAAACACGCUACAAGCUCAAACACGAGUCACCUCUUACCUCAGGACAUCAGAAAUCACAGAGUCUCAGCAGCAGCCAGACAACCCGGGAGACCUGGAGCAGGACGCCAACCCCGACCCAGACCCUGAGCCAGAGCAGGAGCCAGAGCCAGAGGAGGGUGAGAUGUCGGACUACAGCUAUGAGGAGGUGGAGGCUCGGCCGGGUUGGGCAGAGGAGAGUAUUAACUGGCAGAGGACGUUCUCAGUGAAUCCGAUGGACUUUGAGCUGCUGCGGUCGGACUGGAACGACCUGCGCUGUAAUGUGUCUGGUAACCUGCAGCUGGCCGAGAGCGAAGUAGUGGAUGUCCUGGCGCAGUACAUGGAGAAGCUCAAUGAGAAAAACGGCGGGAUCUACACCCUGUUGCGAAUCAUCAACGUGGAAAAACGGCGAGACUCAGCCAGAGGGAACCGCUACCUGGUAGAGCUGGAGCUAAUGGAGAGAGGCCGCAGCGUGGUGCGGCUGUCAGAGUACAUUUACCUGCUGCUGCACCGUGGCAGGCAAGGAGAGGAGAGUUUAGAGAACACCGACUCUGCCCCGGCCUCCGCUCCAGCUUCAGUCCCAUCUACCGCUACAUCCAGCCUCACCACACCACCUCCACCUGCUCCCUCCUCCAAGUCCCCCAUCCGGCCUGGAGCAACCCCCUGGAGCACCACGUACGCCAAGCCUUUGCUGUGCCAGCCAGUCAUGCUGCAGUGGAGGAGGGAUGUGAUGGUGCACUUUGUGGUGCCGGUGAAAAACCAGGCCCGCUGGGUACAGCAGUUUAUCUCUGACAUGGAGAACCUCCAUCGACAGACGAAGGACGACAACUUCAGCAUCAUCAUUGUCGACUUUGAGAGCGAAGACAUGGACGUGGAGCAGGCCCUCCGAGACAGCAGCGUGCCAAGAUAUGAAUAUCUAAGGAGAGAGGGGAACUUUGAGCGCUCAGCAGGACUGCAGAUUGGAGUGGACACUAUCGAGGAUAGUCACAGCAUUGUGUUCCUGUGUGAUCUGCACAUCCACUUCCCUCUCAACAUCUUGGAAAGCAUCAGGAAGCACUGUGUGGAAGGCCGACUCGCUUUCGCUCCCAUUGUCAUGAGACUCGGCUGCGGCAGUUCUCCACUGGAACCCGAUGGUUACUGGGAGGUAAACGGCUUUGGUCUGUUUGGGAUCUAUAAAUCAGACUUUGAUAAGAUUGGUGGGAUGAACACAGAGGAAUUCAAAGAUCGCUGGGGUGGAGAAGACUGGGAGCUAUUAGACAGGGUAUUACAGAACGGUCUGGAGGUAGAGAGACUACGUUUGAGGAACUUCUUUCACUACUAUCACUCCAAACGAGGCAUGUGGAAUGCUCAGAACAAAAAAACUCCCAAAGGAUAGCGCCCCCUGCUGGCUGGAGGAAUCCGAACCUUCCUGCAAAUCCACUGUGUGUGUGAGAGAGAGACCUGUAGGAGCUCGCUCACUGCCUGAACUCUGCCUUUUUUUGGAAACAGGCUCCAUUUAGGAGCACCACUGUUUCCCCAUUGGCCACUUUUGUACGCUUCUACGAGGAAACGCUGUCCAAAUCGAAGGAGCCGUUGAAGGCAGAAAGACCUGAGUCAUCACUUUGCCUCACAGACUGAACUACUGUUUGGAGAGAAGAGAGUCAUUUUUGUUCUCCUCUCUCUGUCCUUUUUCUGGUGCAAUGUUUUCAGACAGACUGGAAAGCAGCUGUUACUUUUUUGGGUGUGUUUGCGUGAGUGCGUGGGUAUGUAAAUAUAUAAAUAUAUAUAUAAGUGUAUGUGGGUGUGCUGCCGCUUGUGUGUGCUUACGAUGACAGGAAGCACCUUUUUUUCUAACAAGGAGAAGUGAAGACAACCUAAGAGCUUUUUUUUUUCUAACAUGCUCUCACACGGGAGCCUACUAGAAUGUGUGUCAACAUGUUAAUCAGAUAGAUUCAGACACAGUGACAUAGUGAGAGUAGAGGAAACCUGUAUUUGGUAUAAAGUAUUUCUACAUACAUCAGAUACUACCUGUUGGAUAUCAUAAAAAGAGCAUGACCAGGUGCUGAAGCUCUCCUAAUGCCUGAUAUUUGCAACAAAACACUUUUGAAUCAGAAAAACGUUUCCCAAGCAAACUGAUAAAUUCUUCAUUAUUUUUAUUUUUUAAUCUCCUUUUUCCUCUUCUCUAUCUUCUGUUUUUUACUCAUUCCUGCCUCUAUCUUUUGAAUUUCAUACAUAGCCCUGCUGCUUUUAUUACAGCAUUCAACUCUACUACAUCCUCAUUAAUGCUACCUAUUGGUUUUGACUUGAUUUGUUAUAUUUUUUAACUGAAAUGUUUCUGCUGUUGGGAAUUUAUAAAGGGUUCUUAUUUGUCCUGACUGAAUAUGGGUGCACUAACAUUUGGGGUGCUAUUCUGAGUUCAUAAACACUGAAAUUGUGAGCAGUUUACAUAUUUUUACACAGCCGUUAUUCCCCUCCCACUCUCGGUCUCUAACCUCAUUGUCAACUGGAACAAGAAACUGUAAACUGAAGCUACAGCUUCCUGGUGAAAGAUCUGGCAUUAUUAUAUUAUUGUUUUAAGUGUUCUCUGAGCUGACUUUUGCAUUUUGAUGUUGCAUUUCUUUCUUCUAAAAGUACCACAAAGACAGGGAAUGCUCAGUCAUUCUUGUAAGCUUAUUUUACAGCUCUAACAGAACGGAGAGCUGUCCGUCCGACACAAUGUGGCAAGGCAUGGUUGUUUUCACAAAUGUGUGCCUUUAUCAGGGUUUGGCUGCAGGCAGUUUUUAGAGUAAUAACAGAAGAGUGCAGGUACAGACAUAAAUACACAGUUAUUUAUCAGCGGGCUGUAAAGUCACUGUAAAUUCAGAUACACUGUAACAGAAUGGUUCUCUUAAAUGAUACAGACAUGGUGGUGUGUUUGUUAUCUAACAUUUAUAGCAGAAGAAGUGGUCUUUACAGGCCAUUUGCCCCUCAGAGUGAUAAGCAGAGAUGGUACUAAUGACUACUGAGUAAAACCAGGAGGUGUGAUGGAGACUCAAUGGCAGCUGCAGUCCAGCAGGACCCCACCUCCACCCAUUAGUCUGGCAGGAGGCCGGGCUGCUAAUGCCUCUGUUUAUACAAGAUGGUACUUAUAUUGACGGAGAAUGGCUGGAGGGUUUUAGGCAGGACAUAAAGAGAAUAUAUAGAUGAGAAUUAAUGAUCUGUUAUUGACUAUAUGAUUGUCAGAUUGCCCUCCAAGACCCCUCUCUUUGCCUCUACAGGAAAAAGGUCUAUACUGUAUGACACUGACAUGGGAUUAUUUAAACUGAAGGAACUCAGUAGAUAGAAGGUUAUAUAUAAGAGAAAUACAAGUGAAAAUAGGAAUAUACAUUCCAAGGUAAUUUCUGUGAAAUUGUUUUGUAGAGAAAAGGUUUUAAGAAUGUAUUGUACUCUUAUUUUAAUUUGUUGGUUUUUUGCAAAUAAAAUUUUA
Molecule: messenger RNA, 7223 nt
Organism: Cheilinus undulatus (humphead wrasse)
Lineage: Eukaryota; Metazoa; Chordata; Actinopteri; Labriformes; Labridae
Gene: b4galnt4a
Product: beta-1,4-N-acetyl-galactosaminyl transferase 4a
Exons: 20
Coding region: 1383-5153 (1256 amino acids)
Cellular component (GO): Golgi cisterna membrane
Molecular function (GO): acetylgalactosaminyltransferase activity
Source: RefSeq, a predicted model, not a curated record